Messenger RNA from Rana temporaria (common frog), 984 nucleotides. Its product is annotated as olfactory receptor 52D1-like. The coding region runs from base 1 to 984 and encodes 327 amino acids. Gene Ontology annotation, molecular function: G protein-coupled receptor activity; olfactory receptor activity. NCBI's taxonomy places the organism in Eukaryota, Metazoa, Chordata, Amphibia, Anura, Ranidae. The record is from RefSeq and is a predicted model, not a curated record. Gene Ontology annotation, biological process: G protein-coupled receptor signaling pathway. Gene Ontology annotation, cellular component: membrane. The transcript has a single exon.
AUGUCAAACAUGUCUGCUUUCCACCCGGAAUAUUUCCUUCUGAUAGGAAUCCCCGGUCUAGAGGAAGCCCAUCUGCUGAUCUCCAUCCCCUUCUGCGUCAUGUACUUCGUGUCUCUGUUGGGAAAUUCCACCUUGUUGCUGGUCUUCGCUUCCAAUGAAAGUCUCCACCAGCCCAUGUACGUCUUCCUGGCCAUGUUAACGGUGACAGACCUCCUUCUGAGUUCUGCCGCCGUGCCGAAAACCCUCUGCAUCUUUUGGUUUAAUUCCCACGAGAUACUCUUCAAUGGCUGCCUCCUCCAAAUCUUCUGCAUCCACUACCUGUUUGUCAUUGAGUCCUCCAUCAUGUUGACCAUGGCUUAUGACCGGUACGUUGCCAUUUGUUCCCCUCUGAUGUACACAGUCAUCGUGACAAACUCCUUCAUACAAAGGGCGGCGCUGAUUGCCAUCCUCCGAGCUUUCUGUAUUAUAACUCCUCUCAUCCUCCUCCUCAAUCGCCUCCCAUACCAGCAGAGCAAUAUCAUUGCACACACGUACUGUGAACACAUGGCCAUGGCUCGAGUGGCAUCGGCCGAUGUGACCAUCAAUAAUGUCUACGGGAUGCUGGCUGCGUCUGCCUCAACGGGAGUGGACCUGAUCCUCAUCAUUGUGUCUUAUGGAUUUAUCUCCAAGGAGGUUAGGAGUCUCCAGUCAUCGGAGGCUCGCUCCAAGGCCUUCAACACAUGCGUGUCCCACAUAUGUGUCCUCUCCCUCUUCUACAUCCCGGCCUUCUUCUCCUUCAUCGCUCAUAGAGCGGGCCAAGGGAAAAUACCACCACAAGUUCACAUACUGCUGGCCAACCUGUACGUCAUUGUUCCCCCAAUGAUGAAUCCCAUCAUCUACGGAGCCAGGACCAAAGAGAUCAGACAGAGGCUGGUUAUUAUGAUGAGUAAGAGGGCGAGAAGACCAAAGAUGACCGAUUUCCUCUUCUCCCACGUUCUUCAAUGA